This is a messenger RNA of Aspergillus vadensis CBS 113365, 590 nucleotides long. RefSeq lists its product as uncharacterized. NCBI's taxonomy places the organism in Eukaryota, Fungi, Ascomycota, Eurotiomycetes, Eurotiales, Aspergillaceae. The record is from RefSeq and is a predicted model, not a curated record. Bases 90 to 515 code for a protein of 141 amino acids. The transcript has a single exon.
AAUCCAAUCAACUUUAACAAUAGUUAGGUUCACCUCAAUUUCUCGCAAAAACUCCACUUCCGACGCUCAAAACCACCAUACUACUCAAUAUGUCUUCUGACCCUCACCGCGGCGGACGUCUCGAGGACAUGGCUCCCGAGGGCACUCGCAUUCCCAAUGAUGCAGGCAUCAUGAACACAAUCCCCUCCGUUCCUCGCCCUGAUCAGCGCUCCGAAGAUUCUCAGUUCGAUAACUACGGUAUCGCUCACCCGACCUCCGCCUUUGCCGCCGACAACUCCACCGACAUGCCUCGCAGCACAAGAGACAUGGCUCCCUCGGGCGAAGUCAUCACCGGAACCGGUGAUAGUUUCCCAGCUGAAGGCGAAUCCAAGAGAAACCUGAUCGGUACCAACCACCCUGGAGCCAAGGGCGAGUCCAGAAACCUGAAGCACUCCAAUCUCAACCGCAGUGCUUAUGAGCGAUUUUCCGGAGAGGACGAAGAUGCUAUUGGCGAGCAUCAGAUCAGAAACGAGUAAACGAUAUGCAUAUCUGGGAUAUGCUUUGACAUGAGCAUGAUGUAUUAUAGAUGAACGAAACGAUAUUUCUAUCUU